Messenger RNA from Theobroma umbraticum, 1050 nucleotides. Lineage: Eukaryota; Viridiplantae; Streptophyta; Magnoliopsida; Malvales; Malvaceae. The record is from RefSeq and is a predicted model, not a curated record.
AUGAAUCCAAAAGUUGAAAAUGGAGGUUCUCAGGAAGAUGGGGCAUCUGGUUGGGGUAAAUCUUUGCCAGUACCAAGCAUCCAGGAGAUAGUCAGGAAUGAUCCUGAAUCAGUUCCUGAAACAUAAGAGCACAAGGACAGGCCAUUGGUUUGUGAUUUCUCACCGGUUUCUGUCAAAAUUCCAGUCAUAGAUUUUUCGUCGUUAGCCAAAGGUGAGGAAGAUGAAAGAAGGAAAUUAGACCUUGCUUGCAAGGAGUGGGGAUUUUUUCAGCUAAAUCUGCAAAUCAAAAUGAUAAAUCAUGGGGUGGCAGAGGAGGUCCUGUAUAAGAUGAAGGCAGCCGUGGCUGCUUUCUUUGAACUUUCACCAGAAGAAAAAAAGAAGUACGCAAUGCCAGAAAAUGAUAUUCAUGGAUAUGGGCAAGCCUAUGUAGUCUCAGAUGAGCAGAAGCUCGAUUGGUGUGACAUAGUACUCUUAAUUACAUUCCCACCUGAGAUCAGGAACCUUAAGUUCUGGCCUGACACAUUACCAGGUUUCAAGGAGGCAGUGGAUAAGUACUCGAGAAGCGAGAAGGUUGCUGAUGAGAUCUGUGCCAACAUAUCACUUCUGAUGGGCAUGGCUAGAGAGGGCCUGAAAAGGUUUUAUGGCAAGACCAAACAAGCCAUGCGAAUGAACUCCUACCCACCUUGCUCAAGGCCUGAUCUUGUUGUUGGUAUUAGCCCUCACUCUGAUUCAGAUAUCAUAACCUUACUUCUGCAAGAUGAUGACAUUCCUGUUCUCCAAAUCAAGCACAAACAUAGAUGGUUUCUUGUUAAACCGAUUCCAAAUGCUAUUGUGGUAAAUGUUGGCGACGUUAUGGAGAUUCUAAGCAACGGUAUGUACAAAAGCAUAGAGCACAGAGCCAACACAAGUGACAAAAAAGCAAGAAUUUCGGUUGCAAACGCCAUGUUUCCAGAUCAUGAACUGGAAAUUUGUCAUUCGGAAUCAAUGGUGGAUGAUCACCAUUGUCCUAGGAUGUAUAGAAAAAGCCAGUAUGUUGAUUACCCGAGGUAA